UGGAAGAAAGAAGUGAUGAAAUUGACUAGUCUGCUUAUUGAGUUGGCCAUUUUGAUUUUGAAGGUCUUGCUACAGUCUUCAAUUCUUUCAUAUGAAAUUCUUCCACACUUGAAGUUGAUGCUGCUUUGUUAUAAUUUGUAAUUUUGAAGAACCCACUAACCAUUGACCAAAACUCCGCCGAGUCCUUCCCCUUUUGAUCGAUUCCAAAUGAAAUUUAGCCGAGUUAAGGACUUUCUUUUUCCCACGCUUGGACCGAUGGUGGCUUGUUUUUGGUUACUCGGUCGUCAACACCCUCCAUUUUAAUAUUCCCAAUUGAUUCAAGAACGUUUCAAACCCGCGGCCUUCAUAACCUCCCAUCCCCACUUGAUCCAUUUGGCGAUUCCUGCUUUGUCUAUUGUGGGAUUCUGAUGUUCUUUCCUUAUUGAUUCAAUUGGGAGCAUUAUCCGGCCAAAAAUGAAGUUCCGCCAUCUUCUUUCUACUUGUUGUUACUCUCCAUCGCCGACAGCCAUGGAAAAUAGCCGCCAUGAUAGACAAGACAAUGAGAGUUUUCGUGUGUACUCUUACAACGAGCUUAAAUCAGCCACCAAUGGAUUUAAUGGAGCGAAUAAAGUUGGAGAGGGUGGAUUCGGUACUGUUUACAAGGGUCGGCUUCGAGAUGGCAGGAAGAUUGCUGUGAAGGUGCUUUCUAUUGAGGUAGAAUCCAUGAGAGGAGAAAGGGAAUUCAUUGCUGAGUUAACUUCACUUUCUAACAUUAGACAUGAAAAUCUGGUUGAGCUUAAAGGGUGUUAUGUUGAUGGAAGUAACAGAUAUUUGGUCUAUGAUUACAUGGAAAACAACAGCCUUGCAUAUGCUCUUCAGGGUGUGAGGGAAAAUAGAAUGAGACUUAGUUGGCAAGCCAGAAAGGAAAUUUUGAUUGGAGUAGCUUGCGGGCUUGCCUAUCUUCAUGAGGAGGUUGAGCCGCAUAUAGUUCAUAGAGAUAUAAAAUCCAGCAAUAUACUACUCGACCAUAAUUUUACACCUAAAGUUGCGGAUUUUGGAUUGGCUAAGUUGUUGAGAGACAACCAUUCUCAUGUUAGUACUCGUGUUGCUGGCACAAUAGGAUAUCUUGCUCCAGAAUAUGCUGUGAGCGGGCAUUUGACGCGAAAAUCGGAUGUCUAUAGCUUCGGAGUGUUGUUGUUGGAGAUUGUUAGUGGAAGAGCAACAGUUGAUUUUGAUUUGGAACAUGGUGAACACCAUUUGGUUGAAAAGGUAUGGGAACAUUACAAGACAAAUGAGCUAGUAAAAUUGAUUGAUCCCGUGCUUGACAUAGACUUCCGCGAAGAAGAGGCUGUUCGAUUUAUGAAGAUUGGUCUACUUUGUGUGCAAGAAAACACAAUGAAACGACCACGAAUGUCUCUUGCUUUAAGCAUGUUGAUGAAGGAGACCAACCUUAAUGAUCAUAAUAUUUCACAACCUGGACAUAUUAUUGACUUCAUGGACAUUAAAAUGGGUAAAGGAAACUCGUCAACCAGCAUUUUCUCCAAGGUUUCCACAGCAAAUAGCUUGUAAAGCUUCUGACCGACAUGGCUUCUGAGGGAAAGGUUAAACAUGGAAGUUGAAGAAAUAAUCCCAGUUAGAGCCUUUUUGAAAAUCUAGUAUGUGUACAUAAAUGAUUUGGUACAUGUCUAAAGCUCUUACCUUGUUUUUCACCCCAAAAUCUUGUCGACGAGUUGGUAUACACAUCGUAGAAUGAGGGUGAAUAACAGAGAAAUGUGCAGAGUUUUGUUUCUUUCUUCCAUUUUCUUCAUUUGAAUUGUUAAAUUCCAUUCCUUCCAUUCUUUUUUUUCUCUUCUACCCAAAAUCUGUAGUUUCAUUCAUGUAUUGACUAUUUGAAAUGAAAAAUCAUACUAAAACGGUCAAUUA
Benincasa hispida (wax gourd) is the source of this 1902-nucleotide messenger RNA. RefSeq names its product putative serine/threonine-protein kinase. The record is from RefSeq and is a predicted model, not a curated record. NCBI's taxonomy places the organism in Eukaryota, Viridiplantae, Streptophyta, Magnoliopsida, Cucurbitales, Cucurbitaceae. Gene Ontology annotation, molecular function: ATP binding; protein kinase activity. Gene Ontology annotation, biological process: protein phosphorylation.